AGAGGGGGACCAGAUACGAGCAGAGUAUCAUCGGACUGGGGUCACAUCGGACCAGAGUCUCAGCGAAGCGGGCCCAGAACCCCCGGGGUUCGAUCAUUAUUUCAUUCACAGCGGCGCUGCAGAGUUUGACGUAACAAUAAAGAUCGCGCGAGUGCGUUUCAUUGGGACCUGUAACGAAAUUGGCAAAUGUAAUUGAUCGUCUCCGACCGUCGUCUCAUGUGACGGGCAGCAAAGUGGGACCGCGGGGACCCCCACAGGGGACCCCCACAGGGGAUCUUGUCCGAUGGAGACAUUCGAGAGCAGCAGCAGUAGCAGCAGCGCCGCGGGACAGGAGCGAUGGAUGGAGCAGCGCGACCUGGAGCGUGACUUGCAGCUCGCUGCCGAGCUUGGGAAGUCGCUGCUCGAGAGGAACAAGGAGCUGGAGUGUUCCCUGCAGCAGCUGUACAUCACCAACCAGGACCACGUGCUGGAGAUCGAGCACCUGACACGGCAGCUGGAGCUUCUGCGCGAAAACGGCGAGCGACACGCGCAGGUGUACGAGCACCUGGACGUGGCGUCACGUGACCUCGAGCUCGCCAACCGCCGGCUGCUGCUGGAGGGACGCAACUCGCAGCAAAGGAUAGCCGGGCUGUCGGAGCAGGUGGAGGGCCUGCAGGCGCAGGUGGAGGAGCUGCAGAAGCAGCUGGAGGAGCUGCGCAGGUCCGGCGAGGCGAGCGUGCGGCGCGAGAAGCGCGAGCGCCGACGCACGGUGCACGGCGUGCCGGUGAUGCACGACAUACGGAGGUAUUUAGGAACGGAGCGCGUGUCGGCCGACAUCCUGGCGAGCGGCCAGGACAGCGGCGCCGACCAGCGGGAGAGCGAGGUGCAGCGCCUGCAGCGCUCGGUCAAGUCUCUCAGCGCCAGCCUGGCUCGCGAGCGGGAGCGGCGCGGAAACCUGGAUCUGGAGCUCGCACUCGCGCUGGCGGAAAACUCCGACAUGGACCAGCGCCUCGUCGACCUGGAGCCCUGGCUGGAGCGCACCCAGGAGCUGGAGAAGGAGCUGCUGGAGAUGAGCCGGAUCCGGCUGUCCGAGGGCGAACGCCUGCAGCGGCUGCUGGCGACGGCGGAACUGGCGGCCGAAUCUUUGCUGAACGGGGACCGUGGCGUGGGCGACAUGGAUAUCGCCAAGCUGCAGAGCCUGCUGGGACACCCCGAAGCCGACACGGGGUCCAGCGCCGGGAGCUGCCGGGAGCUGGGGGACGGCACCGACGGGGACAAGACCGCGGCGCGCCAUACCCACGGCUCCGUGGACGAGCCAGGUCCCACAGCCAGGGGUCCCGUGUCCAUCCUGAGCGAAGUGAGCGAGCAGUACGCAGCCCUGCAGGCUCGCUACGAGGAUCUCCUGGCCAGGAUGCACGACCGGAAUGCGAGCCUGCAGCACCGCGCCGUCCAGACCGGCUCCGCCCACUCGGUCGGGCGGAACAGGGAGAUCGCUGCCGCCGCCACCGCCACCCAGGCAACCGCCGAAACCUCGGACGUCCCGGGAAGCUGGGCGGACAUCGGCACGGCGGCUGAUUGCGGUGCUUCACACGGUCCCGACGAACUCCCCCGCCGCGAAGAGCCUGCGAGCGGAAGGGCCGCGUUUGAUGCCGCAGGAGCCGGCAGCGCGGCAGCGCCGUGCGCGGAGCACGGCGCCGCUCGCGCCCUCGAGCGCGAGGCCCGGAGCGACACGCCCGCCGGUCCUCGCCGACGCGCCGUGUCAAGCGAUGGCAGCCGGAGCGCGGGCGAGGCUUGUCCCGGCGGCGGUGCCCGCGGGGAGCCGGCGGAGAGAACGGCAGCAGACGUGGUGGUGCAACACGUCCAGAGGGCGGAGCGGGGCGAACAGCCCGAGUACAAGGCACUGUUCCAAGAGAUUUUCAUGCACAUUCGGAAAACCAGGGAGGACAUUUGUGCUGCCAAGGCUUUGAGGGGCACUCCCAGGCCCCAGCACUCAUAACGCUGUCUCUCCAUUCAGGUGUAACCGAAGGUGGCGCAUUGAUAGAUGCUGUGAAAGGUUGGAUAUAAGCACAGCCCUUGGGAGCUGAUAUCCGAAGUAGUGGGUUCGUAUCAGAAGUUGCCCAUCCCCCUCCCCCCCCCAACCAGUGCAACGUAAGCAUGUGUUGCUCAUGUUAGUUGUGGUUAUAUCCAGUUUAUACUGUAUUUCUAAGCAGUGAUGUAAGAAGGUAUCCCAACACUGAACAAUUAACACUGCAAAUGAUUAAUUUGGGAUUACACAUGGCAACCAUUGCCCCGACUGCAAAAAUUUGGCAAGUCCCUCCUGGAAAAGUGAGGCCUUCCUUUGCAAACAAAAAUAAUACCGGGGCGGGCGGGCGGGCGGGUGAAUCUUCUCCGUACCGAACGAAAGCUCUGCAGCGUGGUUCUGUUGUAAGGCAGUGCUGCUGCUGCUGCUGAUGGUGGUGACUUUAGAUUUUUGCUUUACACGUACUGCCCACACAGCCCCUGCUGUGUUGUGAACCAAAAUCAGACAUCAAGUUACUUGUUAUUGUUAUUUUUGACACUUAAAAAAGUGCGGUAAAGGUUUCCACCAAGUGUUGAAACCAACCAGGUCACUAAUUCAUUCAUAACGAAUGCAAAUGUCUAACAAAGCAGUAAUUUAUUUGUAUUAAUUUAUUGUGAAAUUAAAAUGCAGGUAUUUCUUCAAGUUUGUAGAGCAAUGUUUAUCUGCAGACUUGUAAUGAACAUGAACAGCAUCAGACCAUGCGUAGGAACAAACAAAUGCUACGUCGUGUGAAAGUAAAUUAAGUUGAAUAAUUUGAGGUUCUUUAAAAAUUAUUACUGUGUACACUGCCUAUAAACAUAAAUGUAUAAAAGCGCAGAGUCUCGUGUCAUGCAUAUCUGGACUUCUCUCAGUGGCU
Lethenteron reissneri (Far Eastern brook lamprey) is the source of this 2894-nucleotide messenger RNA. Its product is annotated as cerebellar degeneration-related protein 2-like. NCBI's taxonomy places the organism in Eukaryota, Metazoa, Chordata, Hyperoartia, Petromyzontiformes, Petromyzontidae. The record is from RefSeq and is a predicted model, not a curated record.